This is a messenger RNA of Gamsiella multidivaricata, 1932 nucleotides long. Its product is annotated as protein-tyrosine phosphatase-like protein. Bases 163 to 1857 code for a protein of 564 amino acids. Gene Ontology annotation, molecular function: phosphoprotein phosphatase activity. The record is from RefSeq and is a predicted model, not a curated record. Gene Ontology annotation, biological process: dephosphorylation. The transcript has 11 exons. NCBI's taxonomy places the organism in Eukaryota, Fungi, Mortierellomycota, Mortierellomycetes, Mortierellales, Mortierellaceae.
UUUGAUACGCGGUUGGUGGGCUAGUUUCUCGACCCCCAACCUCAUUUCCCACUUCACAGCUCAUUCCCCGUUGUCUUCCUUCCAACGGUUCAUCCUCAUCGUGCUAUCCUCGUCCGCUCGCCCCUCUCUCCACAGCUUUCAACUAUACACGUCGCCAACAGAAUGUCAGGAGAGCCGACCAACGGUAGCACCAGCGGCUUCGGCAACGGCAGCAGCACCAGGCCCACCUCGACCAUGGACACCGUCGGGUCGUUGACCUCUAUCAAGGUCCCGGUCCCGGAUACCCCCAUCCACCUCGCGGGAAUCCUGCAGUCCACGAACCAUAGCUCCCGCAGGCUCGGCAUUAUUUGCCACGGAGUCCUCGGCCACAAAAACUAUCUCUUUCAACCCACACUCGCCAACAUGCUCGCUCCAUACAUGGACACGUUUCGGUUCGAUUUCCGAGGCAAUGGCGAUAGCGAGGGACAGAUGGGCUAUUCCAACUGGGACGACGACCAAGCGGAUAUCGACGCCGUGGUUGCCCACUUUGAGCGUCAGGGCUACUACAUCUAUGCCUUGAUCGGUCACUCGCGAGGAGCCAUUUCGUCUUUGAACUAUGCCGCGACUUCAGGUCACGUCCCAUUGAUUCCGUACAUUGUCGCCCUCAGUUCCCGUUUUCAUAUGGCGGACGUCAGGCGUAAGCACGGGUCAGAAACCAUGGCUCUGCUGGAAGAGCAGGGCCAUUUUGACUGGCACGCAAGGGCUGCCGGAAAGAAUGUCUCUCUUCGCGUUACUCAGCAACACUUUGACGACUUUCUUAAUUUCGAUACUGCGGCAGUGGCCCAUAUUCCACCCAUGACAAACAUUCUCUUGGUCCAUGGAUCCAACGACGAUGUCGUCCCAGUGAAGGACAUUUGCGAUCUCCAGUCUCAUCUCUCUCAUGCCAGGACCGCUCUGCGUAUCAUCACCAAUGCAGAUCACAAUUAUAAGAAGCAUUACAAGGACGUUUCUCAAACUGUUGCGCACUAUUUCUCAGCCGAGGGCCGCAAGGAGGAGUGGUCGCGACGGGUCCUGCCGAACUGGAAGUCCUGGGUCCAUGCUGUAGGAGGAGUGCUCAACUUCAGAACCGUGGGCGAUAUUUGGAUACCCUCGCCAGCGGAUGGAUUUGUGCAUUAUCUUCGUCCCGGGAUCAUCUAUCGUUGCGCUGACAUAUCUAAACCCACACCCGAAGGCAUCAAGGUACUUGAGGCUCUCAACAUCACAGACGUAUUCGAUCUUCGUUCCAAUUCGGAGACAGAGCGUCGAGGAACCUUCGAGUCUGAGAAGUUGAAACGCCACCAUGUACCAGUGUUUUCAGAAAUCGAUUAUUCGCCGGCGCAAAUCGCUGUUCGAUUCACAAUGUAUCUUGGAGGCACAGAAGGAUUUGCCCAGGCAUACAUGUCCAUGAUGCCCAAUAUCAAGCUGUAUUUCUCGCCAAUUCUGGAACAUAUUGUCAAGAAACGGACGCCGUUUAUUGUGCAUUGCACUGCUGGCAAAGAUCGCACCGGGAUUGUCUGCGCGCUGCUACAGAUGAUUUGCGGAGUAGAUGAGGAGCAGAUUGCCUGGGAAUAUGAGUUGACCAGCCGAUGCAUGGCUAUCAAGGAAGAAGACGUCAAGUUCUUGAAGGCGGCUAUCGGAGGAGAUUCCUCAGAUGAAAAGAUCCGCAGCGUUCUUUCAACCAAUGAGGAGUACAUGUUCAGGUUUUUGGAAGAAUUCCACGCAAAGUACGGGACGAUCAACGACUUUUUGAUGAACGAGCUGGAUAUGACCACGGAGCAGAUCAACGAUGUCCGAGACGCCCUGUUAAUCAAGAUUCCUGUACCUCGUGCAGUACUUUGAAGACUUCUGCUGUCAGAACGAUACAUACCUAGAUGAGGAAAAAAGCAAAUAAAAGGAAGUACUUGCUUGAGUAAG